Molecule: messenger RNA, 3230 nt
Organism: Syzygium oleosum
Lineage: Eukaryota; Viridiplantae; Streptophyta; Magnoliopsida; Myrtales; Myrtaceae
Product: protein VACUOLELESS1
Exons: 15
Coding region: 283-2814 (843 amino acids)
Biological process (GO): endosomal transport; intracellular protein transport; vacuole fusion, non-autophagic
Cellular component (GO): cytoplasm; lysosomal membrane; HOPS complex
Molecular function (GO): actin binding
Source: RefSeq, a predicted model, not a curated record
CUCUUUCGCUCUCUCUCUCUAUCUCUCUCUCUGCAGGAGCUCUGCAACAUCGCUUCGCCAUUGAAGAACCUCGGAACGAGAAAUCUGGUCUCUCUUCGGCCUCUCUCAUCGCUCGCACGAUUCCUUCCUUCCCUCUCUCGCACCGCCUCACGCCUCGACCGCUCUCGAUCAUGGCUCCGCGCGUUCGCUCGUCCCCCGUGCCUUGAUGCGCGAACCAGUCCUCGCUCUUCUGAUCACUCCCGCCGCGAAAACCCUAGAUUCGCCCCUCCUCCUCGCCCUGCCAUGGCGAACGUGUCCGUCGCGGCGGAGUGGCUGCUCCUCUACAACCGCUACUACCGCAAGCCCGAGCUGUACCCGAUGCGGUGGAGGCACAUCGACCUCGGCCGCAACAAGGUCGCCUGCGCCCCCUUCGGCGGCCCCAUCGCCGUCAUCCGGGACGACUCGAAGAUCGUCCAGCUGUACGCCGAGUCCGCGCUCCGGAAGCUCCGGGUUUUCAACUCCGCGGGCGUCCUGAUCGCGGAGACCGUGUGGAAGCACCCCGGGGGGCGGCUGAUCGGCAUGUCGUGGGCCGACGACCAGACGCUCAUCUGCCUCGUGCAGGACGGCACGGCUUUCAGGUACAACAUCCACGCCGAGCUUCUGGAGCCCAGCAUUUCCAUGGGGAAGGAGUGUUUCGAGCAGAACGUUGUUGAUUGCGUGUUUUGGGGCAAUGGAUUGGUGUGUAUCACCGAGGCGAAUCAGUUGUUCUGCGUGUCGGAUCUUAAGAACCCUCAGCCGUAUAAGCUGUCGGAUCCUGGGCUUGAGGAUUCGCCGCUAUGCGUGGCCGUGAUCGAGCCGCAGUAUGUGAUGUCGGGGAAUGUGGAGGUUUUGAUGGGGGUUCCAGAGGGCGGGUUGGUGGUGGUGGAGGAGGACUCGGUGCAGAGAGUGGAGCAGGUGGGAGGGGAAGUGCUGGGGCCGUUGCAGAAGAUGGCGGUGUCUGGGGAUGGGAAGUGGUUGGCGGCCUUUACGCAUGACGGGCAGCUUUUGGUUAUGCCCACAGAUUUCUCAGAGAUCAAGUUUUCUUGCAAUUGCGAGUCAGCUCUGCCUCCUGAGCAGAUGGCCUGGUGUGGAAUGGACAGUAUUGUACUUUAUUGGGAUGACAUGCUCUUGAUGGUUGGUCCUAUUGGAGAACCAGUGCGCUAUCUAUAUGAUGAGCCGGUUGUACUUAUUCCCGAGUGUGAUGGGGUGAGGAUACUCUCGAACACUAGUAUGGAAUUUCUACAACGUGUUCCUGAUUCCACUGUGUCUAUCUUCAAAAUUGGAAGCACGUCAGCGGCAGCUUUACUAUAUGAUGCCUUGGAUCACUUUGAUAGGCGAAGCGCUAAGGCAGAUGAAAAUUUACGGUUAAUUCGGUCAUCCUUGCCCGAGGCUGUUGAAGCAUGCAUAGAUGCCGCAGGACAUGAGUUUGAUGUGCCACGUCAACGAACACUACUGAGAGCUGCAAGCUACGGCCAAGCCUUUUGCAGUCAUUUUCAACGUGAUCGUAUUCAAGAGAUGUGUAAAACUCUGCGAGUUUUGAAUGCUGUGCGUAACCCUGACGUUGGAAUACCUCUUAGCAUUAAGCAAUAUAAGUUGCUCACAUCAUCAGUUCUGGUUGGUCGGUUGAUUAAUGCUCACCAACACCUCCUCGCCCUUCGCAUUUCAGAGUACCUGGGAAUGAACCAGGAGGUGGUGAUAAUGCAUUGGGCAUGCUCGAAAAUUACAGCGUCUUUGGCAAUUCCAGAUGCAGCACUUCUUGAAAUGUUACUUGACAAGCUGCAAUUAUGCAAAGGCAUAUCAUAUGCAGCAGUCGCUGCUCAUGCAGAUAAGAAUGGCCGACGAAAGUUAGCUGCCAUGCUCAUUGAACACGAACCCCGUCCAUCCAAACAGGUUCCUCUUCUGUUGAGCAUAGGGGAAGAAGAUACAGCUCUGAUGAAGGCAACUGAAAGCGGUGAUACUGACCUUGUUUAUCUUGUCCUCUUCCACAUCUGGCAGAAGAGGCCAGCUUUAGAAUUUUUUGGGAUGAUUCAGGCCAAACCUCUUGCGCGAGAUUUGUUCACUACAUAUUCAAGAUGUUACCAGCAUGAAUUUCUGAAGGAUUUCUUUCUGUCAACUGGACAACUUCAAGAGGUGGCUUUCCUUUUGUGGAAAGAAUCAUGGGAACUUGGCAAAAAUCCAAUGGCAAGUAAAGGAUCUCCUCUCCAUGGACCCCGCAUAAAACUUAUUGAGAAGGCUCAUGGUCUUUUUGCGGAAACUAAAGAACAUAACUUUGAGUCAAAGGCUGCUGAGGAACAUGCCAAAUUGCUAAGAAUACAACAUGAGUUAGAAGUCACUACUAAGCAGCCGAUCUUUGUCGACUCAAGCAUCAGUGAUACAAUACGUACCUGUAUUGUUUUGGGAAAUCAUAGAGCUGCAAUGAAAGUGAGAACUGAAUUUAAGGUAUCUGAAAAGAGAUGGUACUGGCUGAAAGUUUUUGCACUGGCUACCAUAAGAGAUUGGGAUGCGCUCGAGAAGUUUUCAAAGGAGAAGCGACCACCGAUUGGCUAUCGACCAUUUGUGGAGGCUUGUGUUGAUGCUGAUGAGAAGGGUGAGGCCCUCAAGUAUAUCCCAAAACUAGCAGAUCCUCGGGAAAGAGCUGAGGCUUAUGCUCGAAUUGGCAUGGCCAAAGAAGCUGCUGAUGCUGCCUCUCAGGCCAAAGAUGGCGAAUUGUUGGGUCGACUGAAAUUAACGUUUUCACAAAAUGCAGCAGCUUCAUCAAUUUUUGAUACUCUUCGAGAUAGAUUGGGAGUUUCUUAAUCCCAUGGCCACUCCCUUCUGGGCUUUAUGACUUCAUCCGGGGAUAUAUGUGCAUAUUCAAGUUGCUCUUCUUUCAUUGGUGUUGAAUAGUGUGGCAAGGAAAGAUGUCCAUUCGCCUUCGGCAUUUAUGCAUCCUUUUGCAUUCCUUGAUCAAGUGUGGUUCAAGAUCCGCGUGAUGCAUUCUCUCUGCUCAUCGCAUCAUCUCUGAUUUUGGUGCUUUUUCAUCCUCCUACAACAAGUCUUGAGUAUUUUUUGUAUUAUAAUUUAUCUUGUUUGCCUCGUUUUAUUUAGUUUUCAGGAGAUUGUAAUUAUAAGUGUUCCUUUUUAUUAGAGCACGUUGCUUGUAAACUAUCAUCUCCAAUUUGUGAAGAGAAUGUGAGCGUAAGGUGAGCGUCUGUGUCUCUCUUGAGCAUCUA